Messenger RNA from Phoenix dactylifera (date palm), 1410 nucleotides. RefSeq names its product chlorophyllase-1. NCBI's taxonomy places the organism in Eukaryota, Viridiplantae, Streptophyta, Magnoliopsida, Arecales, Arecaceae. The record is from RefSeq and is a predicted model, not a curated record. Gene Ontology annotation, biological process: chlorophyll catabolic process. Gene Ontology annotation, molecular function: chlorophyllase activity.
ACCGAAGAGUGAUAGCUGGCGUUUUCAACGUGAUUACCAGUUUACAGGAAACCAUUCCGACCCGGAAUCGAGCCCCAAGCAUACGCUUCCAACGCAGCCGGGAAAGACUGAACCGGCGAUUCUUGGACUUGGCUACUCGCUCUUCUAUAAAUUGGCUGCACUCCUCCUCCCACAACAUCCAGCCCAGUUCUCCACACACAGAGAUGGCUUCCGUGAUCAUUAACAAGCCUUCGGCAACGGCUGCCUCAGUAUUUGGUUACGGGAAGCUACAUGUGGAUACGAUUCCAGCGAAACAAUCUGAUGAAUCCUCUCCGCCGAAGGAUAUUCUGGUAGUCUGUCCUAAGGUUGCAGGGACCUACACGGUUGUUCUCUUCAUCCAAGGUUACCUUCUCUCUAACGCAUACUACACCCAGCUCCUGCAACAUGUUGCCUCUCAUGGAUUCAUUCUGAUUGCACCACAGUGCAUCGUCGUAUCACCUUACUCCGAAGAAGACAUCACCUCUGCAGCUGCCGUCACCAACUGGCUCUCUGAUGGGCUCCAAUCCGUGCUCCCCACCGGAGUCGAAGCCAACCUUGACAAGCUCGCUUUAGCCGGACAUAGCAGAGGUGGCCAUGCAGCCUUCGCUCUAGCACUUGGCCAUGCGGAAACGACGCUAAAAUUCUCUCUACUAAUGGGUAUCGACCCAGUGGCCGGACCGAGCAAGUGCUGCCAAAUCCCACCUAAAAUCCUCACCUACGAGCCCUCCUCCUUCGAACUAGAGAUCCCAGUCUUGGUGCUCGGAACCGGGCUCGGAUCGGAGCAAAAAAACAUACUUUUUCCUGCUUGUGCUCCAAAUGGAGUCAACCACAAGGAGUUCUACAGUGAGUGCAAGCCACCAUGCUACCAUUUUGUGGUCACGGACUAUGGUCAUCUGGACAUGUUGGAUGAUACUGCUCCCAAGAUCACGAAGUGUGUGUGCAAGAAUGGGACUAAUUGUAGAGAGAUCAUGAGGAGGACUACUGGGGGGAUUAUGACUGCGUUCUUAAAGGCUUAUUUGCUAGAUCUGGAAGAAGAUCUAAAGGCCAUAGCUGAUGAUCCUCAGAUUGCCCCAACUAAGCUUGAUCCAGUUUCUUACCGUCUGGAAUGAGAAGCUUCGCGCUUUAAAUUGCUCGAGAAGUUAUCCUGCUGUAUAUUUGAAGCUACGGCCGCUGCAUGUAGAGGAAGCUAGAAUUCGUGUGUUAUGUAAUUAAUUGUGUCCGAGUACGUACAUCUAAGACUGUGCAAAUGCAUGUUGGCAUUCGAAGGGUAUUUUUCUAUUAUUGUUAUUACUAAUCUUCUUGUUGUUUGUUCGCAAUGUAAGUUUGAUUCUGAUGCAUGUUGACAGUGUAAGAGUUCUUCUCCGUUAUUAUUAUUAUUAUUAUUCUUAUAAU